Notothenia coriiceps (black rockcod) is the source of this 929-nucleotide messenger RNA. RefSeq names its product zinc finger protein 239-like. Gene Ontology annotation, cellular component: nucleus. The coding region runs from base 122 to 865 and encodes 247 amino acids. Gene Ontology annotation, molecular function: DNA-binding transcription factor activity, RNA polymerase II-specific; RNA polymerase II cis-regulatory region sequence-specific DNA binding. The transcript has 2 exons. Lineage: Eukaryota; Metazoa; Chordata; Actinopteri; Perciformes; Nototheniidae. The record is from RefSeq and is a predicted model, not a curated record. Gene Ontology annotation, biological process: regulation of transcription by RNA polymerase II.
GUGGUUAGAAUAAUGCUUUAUUACUGUAUCAAAUAUAAUAAACACAAACGGUUGAUAAGUAGUAUUUUGUUAACUCAAGGUUUAUAUUAAGUGAGUUUUUAUUGUGUUAACUUGUGUAUUUAUGCUUUUUAGAUUGACUUUCUCUCUUUCUCUGUCCGUCUGUUCUAGAAACCGAAAGGAAAAGAGACGUCACAGCUGUCAGCAAUGUGACAAAUCCUUUACAACAUCUGGAACUUUAAAGAGCCACCUACAUAUUCACACAGGAGAAAAACCGUUCAGCUGUGAAGAGUGUGGGAAAACUUUCACUCGAUCAGGUCAUCUCCAAUCACAUCAACGUAUUCACACGGGAGAAAAACCAUUCAGCUGUGAUGAGUGUGGGAAAACUUUCACUACAUCAAGUCAUCUCAAAUCACAUCAACGUAUUCACACAGGACAAAAACCGUACAGCUGUGAAGAGUGUGGGACAACUUUCGCUCAAUCAGGUUCUCUCAAAUCACAUCAACUUAUUCAUACAGGAGAAAAACCGUACAGCUGUGAAGAGUGUGGGACAACUUUCACUAGAUCAAAUGCUCUCAAAACACAUAUACGUAUUCACGCUGGAGAAAAACCGCACAGCUGUGAAGAAUGUGGUACAACUUUCACUACAUCAAGUGAUCUCAAAAUACAUCAACGUAUUCACACAGGAGAAAAACCGUACAGCUGUGAAGAGUGUGGGAAAACUUUCACUACAUCAGGUAAUCUCAAAUCACAUCACCGUAUUCACACAGGAGAAAAACCGUACUGGUGUGAAGAGUGUGGCAAAACGUUCACUAGAUCAGAUGCUCUCAAAUCACAUCUUCAUGUUCACUCAGGAGAAAAACCAUAGUGGUGUGAAGAGUGUGGGAAAACUGAGAGCCAAGCCAGCUGUUUCCUCCUCCUGAUGUCCUAAG